Aspergillus oryzae RIB40 is the source of this 471-nucleotide messenger RNA. RefSeq lists its product as uncharacterized. The record is from RefSeq and is a predicted model, not a curated record. Lineage: Eukaryota; Fungi; Ascomycota; Eurotiomycetes; Eurotiales; Aspergillaceae. The coding region runs from base 1 to 471 and encodes 156 amino acids. The transcript has a single exon.
AUGCCCCUGGACUCAUACGGUGAAUGGUCUGCUGAACUGAAGGAGUUAAAGAGAAGGACCAGAUGGGGCGGUAUUCUCGAACCUGGCAAAUUCUACUCUCACAGACCUGUGGACCGCUGGCAUUACCAUGCUAACCAGCAGUACGAGAAGACAGAGACACCGAGAAAUCCACUUGUGAGCCGGUGCUUUAACAGAUAUAUUUAUGGCGACGUUGCGGUUGUUAGGUCGUCCGAUGUGAGAGUCAAUGAUUACUCUGAGGAGUUCUCCAGGACGGAGUUGGUUCGCACAUUGGAAUUCUACAAGGGGAGACACGCCGGGGAUGAAGCUAACAGGCGGUCCAAAGCUAGCAUGGCUGCUACGAUGGGAGUGACGGCGGAGGCUUUUGAAAGGAUAGUGCCUGAGGGAUUCCCUUAUGUUCAUAACCCUAUGGCCGAGGAGCCGUGGAUGCCAAGUGAUCUGCCCAAUGAGUGA